CGCAGGGAGCAGCUCCAAGAUGUCGGCGCCCAUCAGCCGGGGCAGCCGCGGCGCCGAGCCCGGCGCGGCUCCCUACGGAAACUUCCCGAAUUAUUCCCGCUUCCACCCGCCCGAGGCGCGCAUCAGCCUCCUGCCCCGAGGGCUCCUGCGCAGCCUCUUCCCCGCGGCCACCCGCCCGCUCCUCGGGCUCGAUGUGGGCUGCAACUCCGGGGAGCUCAGCGUGGCUCUGUACCAGCACCUGCUGGGGCUCCAGGACAGCAGUUCCAGCCCGGAGCCGCCGGGGGCCGGGAAGGAGCUGAAGCUGCUGUGCUGCGACAUCGAUCCCGAGCUGAUCCGGAGGGCCCAGCAGAGCAGCCCCUUCCCUGCUUCCAUCUCCUUCGCCAGCCUGGACAUCAUGGACUCGGGGGCCAGGGAGCCCUUCCUGAGCUCCUACCUGGAGCGCUUCGGCCGCUCCUCCUUCGACAUCGGCUUCUGCAUGUCCGUGACCAUGUGGAUCCACCUGAACCACGGCGACGGGGGCCUGCUGGAGUUCCUGGCCCUGCUGGCCUCGCUGUGCACCUUCCUGCUGGUGGAGCCCCAGCCCUGGAGGUGCUACCGGGCGGCCGCGCGCCGGCUCCGCAGGCUGGGCCGCGGCGACUUCGAGCACUUCCGCUCGCUGCGGAUCAACGGGGACAUGGCCGAGAGCGUCACGCGCAUCCUGACCCAGCAGUGUGCCAUGGAGCUCGUCUGCUCCUUCGGGAGCACCUCCUGGGACAGGAGCCUGCUGCUCUUCAAAUCCACCGCUGCCCGGCCUGAGGGCUCCGGCUGAGCGGCGGCCUCGCACAGCCGCGGGUUCACGGGCAAGGAGGCAGAGCUGGGAGUUCCUAAAUCCCCGUUGGGACCAGGCCCUGGCUUCCCGUGAGAAUCCAGGACAAGGAAUGUCUGUGACUGAUUUUUUCAACCAGUUUUGUGGGGUGGGAGGUUGUUCAAGCAGGUGCUCCUGGAAUCCAGGCUCCUACGUGUGCUUUCCGUGUGUAUCAAGAAUAUUCCCUGGAAUACCAGUCCCUCAGAGGCCUGCCCUGGAUCCAGGUGUGGCCUCACCUGGCCCAGCAAAGGUGAAUUAUUGAUCCCACCUGAAUCCCACCCUGCCGGGACAGUGCUGCCGUUCCUGAAUACCAGGGAACAUGUCCUAGGGAAUGUAGAAUGUCCUGACUGGAAUGGCCUCACAAGGAUCCUUGAGUCCAGCUCCUGGCCCAGCACACGACAUCCCAAAAAAAUCCCACUAAUCCCAAAAUCCUGAUGCCCAAGUUGUCCGGACAUUGCCAGACCUCCAGAAUCGUGGAAUAUCCAGAGCUGGAAGGGACCUGUGAGGAUCUUGGAGUCAUGGAAGAUCCAGAGCUGGAAGGGACCCGCCUGAAUCAUCAACUCCAACUC
Molecule: messenger RNA, 1413 nt
Organism: Motacilla alba alba
Lineage: Eukaryota; Metazoa; Chordata; Aves; Passeriformes; Motacillidae
Product: RNA 5'-monophosphate methyltransferase-like
Exons: 2
Coding region: 20-808 (262 amino acids)
Biological process (GO): miRNA metabolic process; negative regulation of pre-miRNA processing
Cellular component (GO): cytoplasm
Molecular function (GO): O-methyltransferase activity; RNA methyltransferase activity
Source: RefSeq, a predicted model, not a curated record